AGGUGGCUGAUUCACGCCGCGCACUUCUGUAGUUAUGCUGUACCGCAUGCACGAGUGCGGGCGGGUUGCCUACUCGCUCGGCUCGUAAGGCGCCGUGGACAGGGGCGAUAGGCAAGCCCGCCCGCACUCGUGCAUGCGGUACAGUCGUGAAUCAGCCACCUGGUAUACCUGGAGGUUCCAGGCGAGAGGCUCCGCGAAGAUGGCGGUGAUCUUCUUGGACGCUAUCUGAGUGAAGGUCUCGCCUCGUGCGGCCUUCCUGGCGGCCGCCUCCUUGAGGCGUUUCUCCGGGUCGGGCGGGGAGAGCGGCAUGGCCCACUCGCCGACGCACUCGUCCAGGCCGGCGUCCGCGUCCUCGUAGUCGUCCUGCACCGAGGUGUCUUCGGGGAGGAGGCUCGGAAGCUCGGAGCCAGCGUUCGUCUCGUGGCUCUCCGACUCCGACGAGGAUGACGCGGACAUGUCCUCCUGCGGGGUGGCGGUGCAGCAGGAGAGAACCAGGAUCACGACGCAGGCCAGGAGGCCGACCCAGGAGCGCGGCCUCCGCAUGGCCUAUGGGGGCAUCCCGGACUUUGCCCUGGUGCGGCCCGAAGUGCGUCGGUCAGGUGACCCUGAGGGACGCCGCCGUCGCCGAGGAGCCGAGGACGACGACGACGGCGUGCUGCUCAGAGCCGAGGCCAUGGGCCGAAACUUCAACCUCCGACUGCGGCGCUCGGCCGCCGUCCUCGACCCCUACUUCGCGUUGCUCCGGCGCGACAGCAAUCACAGCCAGCACCUCGACGCCGGCCUCGUGGACCAGGAGGAGCGUUGCCUCUACCGCGGGGAGGGCAGCGACGGCGAGAGCGUGGCCGCGCACAUAAGCGACGGGAUGGCUGUGAGUGCACUGCUGUAACGAAUUACUAUGCUAAAAAAUUAAA
Frankliniella occidentalis (western flower thrips) is the source of this 911-nucleotide messenger RNA. RefSeq lists its product as uncharacterized. The record is from RefSeq and is a predicted model, not a curated record. The transcript has 2 exons. Lineage: Eukaryota; Metazoa; Arthropoda; Insecta; Thysanoptera; Thripidae. Bases 455 to 886 code for a protein of 143 amino acids.